GUCGGAUAACCGGAUACUCGGGAGAGUUAUCCGGACAUCCCGCUCAUAAUUCCAGAGGCGUGAAUUUGUUGCCGUGUUGUUUGGUCUGGGUUCAUCUCGGCGGGCGGCAGAGAUAUCACAGCGGAAAGACUUGAAGGUGGUGCUGUGCGCGACUGAUCCUGGAACGUUCAAGCCGCCAUCGUCGUCGGACAACACGCCGUAGAUCGAGCCUCAUCAUUCAUGGAACCGCCAGAAACGCUCCCAUAUCGACCGCCGCCGUCCUCGUCGUCGCCGCGAAGCACCGUCGCUUCCUCAAGCCACAGCUCCCGUCCACUUCAAGGCCCGACGCCCCCGACAACGACUUCCAUGAACACCAGUCGAUCUGCAUAUCCACCGCCUCCCGCUUCGUCGUCCAGUUCACACAGAGGAUCCGGUCGAAAUAGCACGAGUGGUGGCAACUUGACUGCAAACCAGGGUGCACCCGGCAGCAGCACGUCGACCAACAGAGAGAGCGCGGCACCGUCCGGUCGAAACACCAGCCAGGGAGAUGCCGACAACCACCUCAACGCGUCGCGGUCGAUGUCAACGUCUCGCCACGACACAAAUGGCAGCUCCUCGCGGCGGUCCUCCGGCACGUCGUCCGGUCCGUUGUCGUGUACGACCAGCAGGAGUGCCAUCGACUCGUCCCGACCGCCCAUGUUUCUCUCGACGCUCGGGCAUCGGCUGCGCGAGCGCCACACGCUCCUCGAAAUGAACCGCUUUCGAUCGCACGCCGUGUCGGCAGACGAAGCUAUGACAAUGGACCAUGCAACCAACGUCCUGGGCAUGGAUGCACGCUUCAUCAAGGAUUCGUCGACGCCGAUGCUGACGGCCCGCCUCGCGCUCGUUCCGGGUGUAUUUCCCACGCACAACGACAAUGACGAAGAAAAGUAUCACUUUUUUGCGAAGCGGCGGGCGACGUACGUGGCGCCGUUGCCGCGGGGGCUGGGCCCGAUGCCGUCCAGCUGGCAUCGUCAGUACGCGCUUUUCCCCGACACGCCGCCGCUAUUCGACCGCCUCGGGCCGCUGCUGCUCGAAUCGUCGGCGGCGGCGGCGGCGGCGCCGAGGAAGAAGAAAGGGUUGUCGACGGACUCGUUCUUGGACUAUUUGGUGCGCCAGGUCCGCCGAUUCGACCCCGCGACGAGCCAUUUGUGGAUGACGGAACUCGCGAAAGGCCACGUGUCGAUCCCGGCGCUUGUCCAGUCCUUCGGCGGGAUUCCGUUUGAGCAGUGGCGCGCGUCGCCCGAGGCCAAGUGCCCGCUCCUGGACGUCGUCGCCAAGUACAAGAUUGGGAUGCUCGAAGCGUCUUGGUUUAUCCGCAUCAACGUCAUCUACCAAGAGCUGAACGAGAUGCGCCGUGACCGCGACCGCCGCGUCGGCGACUGGUUCUUCCAUCCAAAGCGGUUCCAGCGCCGCGCGUUCGAGUGGACCGAGCAGCUUUUGGGCUGCCUGCACAGGACGGCGCGGCAGUGCUUUGCGCAGCGGAUUCGCGGCACCCGCGUCAAGAAAAAAAUACCUGGCGCCAUCAAGCGCGUGCGAGCGAGCUGGACGGAAUCGACCGCCGCCAUCGCAGACGACGCCAAGCCCCACGCGAUCGCCACCUCUUCCGACGAUACGUUUCGCUACUUCCUGCAGCUCGCAGAGUACCAUUUUGAGCUGGGGCUGCUGGACCGGAGUCGAUUCUUUACCGGGAUUCUGUCGCUGUACCAAAAGAGUUUGCUCCUGUCGGAGAAGAGUCCGAUCCAGGAUGGCAUGUUCUGGUCCGUGCUGCCGAUGCCGGUGAACCAGUUGUUCCUGGUCCUUGGGCUCUUGAUCAAGCUGCUCCCCGACUUGCUCCGAGACAGCAGCGCGACCAAGCUCCUGGUCAAGAUUACGCUCGCGCACUUUCAAGUGGUCGUGCCGCCGCGCGACGACGUCGCCAUGGGCUGCCCGCACCACGAGCGGCUCGUGGUUGCGCUCUGCGACAUCCUCCGCCGUGUGCUGCACCUCGGCGCGGACCACCUCGUUCAGGUCAAAGACGAUGUGCUCAAGCUGUGGCCGCCGUUCGUGCUGACCGAGCAGUUUUACCCUGGACCGGCGGAAGACCAGGCCGUCCGGCAGGCGGAGCUGGUGCAGCUGCAGCGCACGUUUGCGCACGUGUGGGCGAGGAAAGCGCGGCUCGCCGAGUUUCACGCGUCGAUCUCACGUCGACGAAAGAAGGAAGCGGCCAACGACAAAGCGUUUGCGUUCGUGCCAGUGGACAAGCGCCUGCGGAACGAAGUCGACGUGAUUGAAAUCCUAGAUGAAUUCCACGGCGGCAACUCGACCGUGGAAGUGGCCGACAUUUACAAACUGAUCUUUGAAGACAAAGGCGCGGCGGCAGCGGCGACCUCUGUCGACGCCCAUGCGAUCGUCACGAUAUGCGAGUGGGCAGUCACCAUCCACCGCGCCCAGGAAUUCAAGUACAUCACGGCGGCGUAUUUAUUCGAGAUGCGCAACGAUGCGAUCUUGGAGCACAGAUCGACCGACGUCGAAUCGAGCAUGCACGAAGCGGCGCUGCAAGACACGUUGGUGUGGUUUUUAAAGACGUACGAGCCGCAGCACGCGGUCGAAAUGACGGCCGUGAUCGAUUUGUUUUCGCUGUUGAUUCGGCGGCGACUGUUUGUGUUUGAAGCGUUUGUCGAGAGUGUCGCGAUCGUUUGUCGAUCGACGCAGGCCACGUCGCCGACGGGCGAUGCCAAGGCGCUGCGGCCAUCAUCCGUGCUGUGCCAGGCCAAGUUUCAGUUUGAAUUUGGACCGACCAAAGGCGGGUUCCACAUCGACCGGCUGCGAGAUCUGUCCCAAACCGAUCGCCUCCGACUGUACCUGUGGCAGCUCCCGCGCGGCGACCACCCGCUGACGCGCGAAUUGUCGAUGGAGCUCGCUAUCGACAACGACGAGUACGUGCGGUCGACGUGGAUGGAGCUCGUGUACGUCAUACGGAGCGACAUCAAGCGCAGCCGGGCGCUGGAGCGCGUCAUGAUCUUGUCGCAUCAAGUGUUUCAACUGUCCAAUGUCGGCGCGCCGCCCGACGGCGCCGCGUCGGCACACGACGUCGUCGUGGCGGAGCUGGACCAAAUGACCAAGAUCUUUGAGCUGUGCUCGCUCGUGAAAAAGCUGUCGGGGCAUGACAAGGGUCGGUUCGCCGUUUGGCUCGUGCGCCACGUGUACGAGAUCCCGACCGACUUUUUUGUGCUGAACGAGCUCAACACGGUCGAGCACGUCCUGCGCAUGACGUGUGUGCUGCUCGAACUGACGGACGUGCUGAGUUUGCUGCAGCUGCUCAUCCACUUUCUCCGGCACGCGCCCGUGUACGUGGUCAAGUCGGUCGUGCUUCCGAUCGUGGACCGGCACCAUGGGACAUUUUACGCGUGCCACGACAUUUUGUCGUUGAUCCAAGCGUUCGAGUACCGGUGCAGUGCGUUCCGCGCCGCGGGCCUCGACCCGGAUGACGCGUCCCAGACGAUCGCGCUGUUCAUUUGCCGCAUCUACCAGCGCCACUCCAAGGCGCUGGACAAGGCGCUCCAGGCACUCCACUUGCACAGCCCGCCCGAGGUGCUCACGAAAGCGUUUUUCACGCUCUUGAAAGACGACAGCAAAGCGGCCAAAGACGCAAAAGACGUCGUGUGCCUCGAAGGCGUCAAUCAAAAGUUUGCGUUUCCCAAAGACAAGGACGCGAUGCCGGCCGACCUCCACGACGUCAUGACCAACGUGUUUGCGGCGCUCCAGCGGCCGACCAAGACGGCGGCGCCGGCGGCCUUUACCACGAUCAUGGGCACAGUCGACAAGCACGAUAUGACGUGCCGCGACCAAGGCGUCGACGACGCGGUGCAUGCGAUUUUGACGUUCGGCCCACUCACGUCCCAGCAACGCAUCUUUAUCUUUCGCGUCGUGCUGACUGAAGUGAUGGACAAGUGGGUGUCGCUGCUGCACACGGCGACCAGUCGCAUCACGAACGGCGGCGGCGGCGCGGCGGCGCACCAGCAGUCCAUCUACGUCCUCGUGCCGCAGUACAUGCACCGAUGCGUGUACGUGCUGCGCGACGUGAUUGACGGCCAUGACGAGAGCGAGCGCAAGCUCAUGCGCGACACACUUCUCACGUGGCUGCACAAGGAAGUGAUUGUCGCAUUCAACGGCGCCGAGCCAACGCCCAAGGGCCAGGUCGACAAGCCCAAGACGAAGAACGUGUUUGUGAAACACAGUGCGACCGACUCGUCUGGGAAGGAUGCGUUUGCAGCGAAUUUGAAAGGCCACCUCGACAAGGUCCAGUACGGCCUCAAGCUGUUUUUGAUGACCCUCGUCGUCCACGGCAUCGUCGAUCUCACACAGGUGCUGCGAUUCGUUCUCGUGCCAGGAUUUCCAAAGAAAAAUGCCAGCGCCGCCGCCGCCCCGCGCGCCGAGAAUCGCACGCUGUCCAACCAAAUCCUGUCCAUGACGUUGGCAUUCCACCUCUUGGGCGAUGCGCCGCCGCAAUUUGCCAAGCUCGGCCACAACGUGUUUGCCAACUUUGAAGACCCCCUGAUCAAGGACUACUGGCGGUACCUCCGCAGCAUGGUGCCGUGCACCGUCAUGUUUCCGUUUGUGUUUUUGCUGUGCCAGAUGUCGUACUACUGGAGCGCCGAGAGCAAUGCGCUCCAGCCGCGCCAGGAACGCGGUGUCCUCGCCAGCACGCUGCUCUUUGACUGCACGAACGACGUGGUCGUGCGCGAGAUCAUCUUUGCAGACAAAAGCGUCAAGGAUCGCCACGUGUUGAAGGACAACGGCGAUGCGUGGUUCAUGGCGGUCCUGUUGAAGCUACUGUGGCGGCCGCUCAACUCGCCCGCGGAACUCUCUACCAACCGCAUCGACCUCCUCCGGGCGGACGAGAUUUUUGCCGGCAUCACCAAGUGGAGUUUGCAUCGCGGCGGCGCGAUCUACCUCGAAGUCGAAGUCAAGCGCAAGCAUAUCAAGGUGACGAAGCGCGCGAAAGGACCACCCUCGGCCGUCGUGGAAGCUGCACCACCGCCGGCCAAGGUCCCGGUGGUGGUCGCGGGCGACGCCGCCGCCGCGUAUUACCAAGCUCGGCUCGACACGAUGCCGCCACCGUCCGCGGCGCCGCACAAACUCGAUGACAAAGCGAGCGCCAGCGACAAGAUUGGAGCGCUCAUCGUUCACCGCUUGUUUGCGCCGUGCGUGCGCCCGGUCUUUGUCGCCCCGCCGUCGUCCGAUGCGGUGGUCAACAGCGCCAUCGAGUCCCAACUGGCCGCGCGGGAAGCCGCCGACGCCGCCGUCGCCAACCUGUAUGCCAGUACCUUGUGCAGUAUUUAUACUGGCCACGGCACCCCGGCCCAUAGCACGGCGGCAUCGUACGUGAUUGCGACGUCAAUCAUCACGGCCGCCGUCGCUCGUGCGCUGGAAGCCCUCGAAGCUGACGCGCAGACCACAACCGACGACCAGUACCUUCACACGUUCAACGGAUCCAUCGUCGCUGUCUUUUUGCGACGUGUGUUGAGCUCGCACGGGUCGCCCAACAACCUGUUUUUGCGCUACAUGCGGUCGAUGAAGGGCCAGCUCGAGGCGCUCCUGCACUCGAGUCAAAGCGCCGACGCCGCGACGCCGUCGACGGCGUACGUGGCGGCGCUGCGGCGCAAGAUCGCGCUGCGUCUGCAGCUCGUCAGCAUCACGGCGUCCAUGUCGGCAUCCCCGUGCCCCCAUCGCAACGGCAUCGUCAAGCUGCUCUUUUCCAUGCUCGGGACCGCGGUCGUCGCAGACAGCGCGACCUUGUUUGAGUGGAUUCUCGACCUCAUCCCGGUCAUUCCGUCGACCGUGUUUGCCGACCGUCAUUGCGAGGACCUUGUCCGACAGCUGAACCUGCCGCCGCCGCUCGCGCGAAGGGUGUUCGCCGUCUUCCCCAAGUCCAUCUACGGAGCGCAGCCGAUUCCAGCCACAACGACGACGACCGGCUGGAUGAAGGUCGACCCGUGGGCGCUGCUCGACGGCGUCCCGGACCUCCCAAGUCGAGGCGUGGCGAUGGCCGACUUGGUCCCGGUCGCCAAGCGUCCGCGCCACGGCAUAAAGUCGAGUCCCGUCUGAAGCUCACUGGUGAGCUGCCGUGGCGGCGGCAUGCGCGUCCCAAUGUGUGGCGUGUAGCGACGUGUGGCAGCCACCGAUUCGAUCGCCGCCGCCGUCCCUCUAUAUAAUAUAUCGACGGCACGGUCGCGACUGUGCUUGCUUGCCCCGA
Messenger RNA from Aphanomyces invadans, 6256 nucleotides. RefSeq lists its product as hypothetical. Lineage: Eukaryota; Oomycota; Saprolegniomycetes; Saprolegniales; Verrucalvaceae. The transcript has 12 exons. The record is from RefSeq and is a predicted model, not a curated record. The coding region runs from base 220 to 6108 and encodes 1962 amino acids.